ACCGCAUGCGCAGUACGAAAACCGGUUCACAAGCUUACCGAACUGGCGAAAUGCCAUCAAAUGCCUGAUAAACUUGACAGAAUUAGGUGAGGACUUUAGAAUUAUUUGAUGAACAAAAACUGAGCGGCCUACCUAUGUAGCCUUCAACGAAGUAUUGGACCAGUCUGACUAGAACCACGACAGGCGCUUUCUGGCGGCGGGUUGGCAAUGCAACCACCGCUGCCUCCCGCCGCGGCCCGUGAGCUGGUGAGGUCGUGCCUGCAGCGGGACCCCGUGGCUGCGGACCUGCGCCUGAGCCUGUUCAUGGCCGCCGUGCAGAGCUACAAGAGGGACUCAAUGCUCAGGCCCUUCCCCCCCCUCUAUCUGGCAGGAGACAACAAAGACUUUGAAGCGCUGCUGAAGGAUGCCAGCUCGCUGCCUGGCGUGCGGGAGCUGGUUCGUCUGAGAGCGGGUGAGGGCGAUGCCCACCUGGCUCUGGCUCACUGGGUUCUCUCCUCCAAGGGCUUCGCCGUCAAGACGCUGCAGAAGGAGGAGUAUGCCAGGCUUUCUAACCUGACAGAGAGCGCUGGGAUCUCUGGUCCGGUGCCUGACUUCCUGUUUGAGGUGGACUACUGUGAGCAGAUGAACUCUAAGUUUGAGAAGACACGCGACGGCCGUGACCUCAUCUACGCCUUCCACGGCAGCCGGCUGGAGAACUUCCACUCCAUCAUCCACAACGGCCUGCACUGUCACCUCAACAAGACGUCGCUGUUUGGAGAAGGCACCUACCUGACCAGUGACCUGAGCAUGGCCGUGCUGUACAGCCCCCACCGCAGCGGGUGGCGCCAGAGCCUCCUGGGGCCACUGCUCAGCUGCAUCGCCCUCUGUGAGGUGAUCGACCACCCCGACGUCAAGUGCCAGGUGAAGAAGAAAGACUCAGAGGGCGUAGACCGGCAGCGGUUGCGAGCCAGGAACAGCGAGGGAGGGGACGUGCCGGAGAAGUACUUUGUUGUGACCAACAACCAGCUGGUGAGAGUCAAGUACCUGCUGGUCUACUCCCAGAAGCGUCAAAGAACCAGACAUUCGGCUGUUCCCUCGUGGCUAGUCCGCCAUCACUUCUUCAUCAUGAUGACCCUCUACCUGCUGCUCCUCAUCCUCAUUGGUGCCUUCAACUCCUCUGCAUUCCAGUCCUUCUGGCACCGAACCUUCCGAUGACACUGACCAGUCCACACACACACAAUACACCCACACAUAUAUACACACUGCUAAAACAAAACACAUUACACACACACACAUAAUAUAUAUGCUCUACACACACA
Messenger RNA from Clupea harengus (Atlantic herring), 1298 nucleotides. RefSeq names its product poly (ADP-ribose) polymerase family, member 16 (gene parp16). Gene Ontology annotation, molecular function: NAD+ poly-ADP-ribosyltransferase activity. Lineage: Eukaryota; Metazoa; Chordata; Actinopteri; Clupeiformes; Clupeidae. The record is from RefSeq and is a predicted model, not a curated record.